GAAGGGGAAAGGGAAAGGGGCGUGGCCGAACCAAAAGUGGGCGGGGCUCGGUCUACAUGAUCUGCCUGCUGUGUGCGCGCGUUCUCUCGCGCUCCGGCUGUGUUUCUGUCUGCCGUCUGCCUGCUGGGCGCGCUUCCUCUGUCUCUCUUUCUCUGUGGCUGGACUCUGUCUUGAGAGAGCCUCCCUCCCUCCCUGCUCGCCAUGCCCAACAUCGUCCUCUUCAGCGGCAGCUCCCACCAGGAUCUCUCGCAGCGCGUGGCUGACCGGCUCGGGCUGGACCUGGGCAAAGUGGUCACCAAGAAGUUCAGCAACCAGGAGACCAGUGUAGAGAUUGGUGAAAGCGUAAGAGGGGAAGAUGUGUACAUUAUCCAGAGUGGUUGUGGCGAAAUAAAUGACAACUUGAUGGAGCUUCUCAUCAUGAUCAAUGCUUGCAAGAUUGCAUCAUCUUCCCGUGUUACUGCAGUAAUCCCAUGUUUUCCCUAUGCUAGGCAAGAUAAGAAAGAUAAGGACCAAGGUAGAUGGAGCCGCGCCCCCAUUUCUGCAAAGCUAGUUGCCAAUAUGUUAUCCGUGGCUGGAGCAGACCACAUCAUCACUAUGGAUUUGCAUGCAUCCCAGAUACAGGGUUUCUUUGAUAUCCCAGUGGACAACCUGUAUGCAGAACCAGCUGUGUUGCAGUGGAUCAAAGAAAAUAUUCCUGACUGGAGGAAUUGUGUCAUUGUCUCCCCUGAUGCAGGUGGAGCUAAAAGGGUUACUUCAAUUGCUGACAGACUUAAUGUUGAAUUUGCCCUGAUUCACAAAGAAAGGAAGAAAGCCAAUGAAGUAGAUCGAAUGGUUUUGGUUGGGGAUGUGACAGAUCGUGUGGCAAUUCUUGUGGAUGAUAUGGCAGACACUUGUGGCACAAUAUGCCAUGCAGCAGAUAAGCUGGUUUCUGCAGGAGCAACUAAAGUAUAUGCUAUUCUCACUCAUGGGAUCUUCUCUGGCCCUGCAAUUUCUCGGAUUAAUAAUGCCGCAUUUGAAGCAGUAGUUGUAACUAACACAAUCCCACAGGAAGAAAAAAUGAAACAUUGUCCCAAGAUUCAGGUUAUUGAUAUUUCUAUGAUUCUUGCUGAGGCAAUCCGAAGAACACACAAUGGUGAAUCUGUGUCCUACCUGUUCAGUCACGUCCCGCUAUAACUUCAAAACAGCUGUGGCAUGCCACAUCCAGCACCUCUAUACCAAAUAGUGCAUCUCGUUUUAAAGAUAAUAAAGGUCUAUGACAGUUUCAGGUUGACUAUGUGUACAUUCCUUUUUCUAUUAUGGACAGUAACUACAAUGAGAAAGAGAAUACUGUUUUUGGAAGGCCAAAGUUAGCUCAGGAGUUUGAUCCUAAUAGGACUUUGCUUGCUCAAAGUUAUUGAAACUCUCACAGAUCUUAACCUUAUGCUGAUAUGCAGACUUUAAAAGAUUUAAAUGACUUGAGUAUGUUCCCUUUUGAAGAAAUCAAUCUCUGUCAUAAGCUAUCAGAUGUUCUAUGGUAAUUGUUUUAAACCUUCUUAAAAGUGGCCCAGAACAAUGAUUAACUGCCUUGUCUUCUCUCUGAAGAAUCUGCUUUAAAUGUUUCUUUUAAAUAACUAGCACCUUGAUCUAUAGAAAAGUGUUUCAUGGAUUCUGAGUUAUGGCUAUGAUUGCAUAUCUUGCUAUUGUAACUAGGUUAAACCAUACAGAGUUCUUUCAAAAAUGCAAAUAAAUAAACUGUAAUAAGCAUGUGAACUAUUAACACCAACAGUAUUUGGUGCACUAUGUUAUAUGUUAUAGCAAAGGUGGGGAAAGUGCAGAAUACCAUUUUCAUUUUUGCAAUACCUCAAAGAUCCCAGCCUCCAAAAUUUAAAGCUGGUGUGUGUAAGUAAAAAGUUGCCUGAAAAGUGCCUAGACUGCCCAUCUCUUGUAUAGUCCUUAAAUGAAUUCCUCAUAGUGAUUGGAGUACCCCACUCCCAAAUAACUAAAUUUUGCCAUCAAUCCAGAAACAAUAACUAGAAACUGCUUCCAGUAACUUAUGAGUACAGUUUGGACUAAUUUUCAUCUGAAAAUGCAGUGGUGCAUCCCACUUAGAUGAGGUGGGGCAAAAUUGGCUUCCAUCACCAUUGCUACUGGUCUCUGUUUUAAAGAGUUUUUAAGUAAAUUUCUCAUAGUAAUUCAUUCUUGUAAGAUAUUUCUAAAAGACUCUUUGCAAGUCCCUGUUCUUUCCUUAUCAGACUGGGAUACUGUUCCUCUCCAUACUGUUGGUUCUGAGGGUUUCUUUUCUCAUUAUUUUUAUGCCAGAGGAGCCCUUUCAUCACACCAAGGUUUACUCUUACAUGCCUGAGCUAUAUUGUUGGAGAAGAGCACAUGUUCCUCUUGGAUGCUGGAGGAAAGGCUUCAGUGGGGACAUCCUAAGUAGUUUUGAGCUUUUACCAUUACCUAAGUAAUCUAACGUGCAAAAAUUGAAAGAAGAGGAUGUUGAGACUCUGAUUUAUUUUUUAAUCUAAUACUUCAUUCUUGGGUUUUAGACAAUAAAAGGGACCAAUCAUAAGCCCUCAUAAUCAUCCACACAUAAUGUUGCCUAUGUGUUAGGGAAGUCUGGUUAUUAAAUGGUACUAUCGUAGACUUUCUUCUCUUCUAGUGAGUCUGGACUUUUUUGUUUUUAAAGUUAUCUUCUGUACCAUGUUUUCAUCGUGUAAAAUGUAAGCAUGAUUUUGGUGUUGUUGUUUUUCCAAAAACCCAAAUUCCCACAAGAUCACAUGUAUUCUCAAAAUCUUCCAUCUGUAGGGGAACUGAAACAAUCCUAUAAAUAAUGUUUGUUGUAUAAAUUUUUAACAGUUAACUGAUUUUGAAACCAGUUGCUUAACAUUUGCUAAUCUAGCUGUCUAACUGAUACAUUUUGCAAGUAAGAAUGAAAUCUAUUUAAAUCAAGUUGUUUGCAGUUCGCUAAAAGUUGCUUUUAACAAAUGUGAGUUGUAUCCAUGGACAGUAAAACAGUAUCUUUAUUAAAGAUAAUUGGUAUGCUUUUUCAUAGCCAUUGUUACUUACAGUCUGACUUCCACUUAAGCAUUCAGAUCUAUUUCUUUAUUAGUACUGCUUUUAGUAAUAAAAGGGCAGGAAAGUUGAAAAGUACAUAGUGUUUAAACUGAAAGCCUUUCAAUCUAGAUGCCUGCUUAAUGAAACUGUUGUCCUUUAACUCAGACUCUUAUGUAUCUCAACCCCCUUGAAGAAAAGGAAAAAAAAUAUUUGAUGUAGUAGUCUCCAAUGUUGUUUCUGUCAUCUUUUUAAUCACUAUCAAAACCAAGUUGGCCUAGCUAAAAACAUUUUGUGUUCCAAAAGACACCAGAAAAGAUUUGCUCAUUAUUGUGUUUUAAAUUUCUCAAUAAACUCAGCAUUAUUCUACA
Sceloporus undulatus (fence lizard) is the source of this 3401-nucleotide messenger RNA. RefSeq names its product phosphoribosyl pyrophosphate synthetase 2 (gene PRPS2). Gene Ontology annotation, biological process: 5-phosphoribose 1-diphosphate biosynthetic process; ribonucleoside monophosphate biosynthetic process; purine nucleotide biosynthetic process. Gene Ontology annotation, cellular component: ribose phosphate diphosphokinase complex; cytoplasm. The coding region runs from base 202 to 1173 and encodes 323 amino acids. Lineage: Eukaryota; Metazoa; Chordata; Lepidosauria; Squamata; Phrynosomatidae. Gene Ontology annotation, molecular function: magnesium ion binding; ribose phosphate diphosphokinase activity. The record is from RefSeq and is a predicted model, not a curated record. The transcript is spliced from 8 exons.